Messenger RNA from Oppiella nova, 1039 nucleotides. NCBI's taxonomy places the organism in Eukaryota, Metazoa, Arthropoda, Arachnida, Sarcoptiformes, Oppiidae. The record is from the annotation of a GenBank genome assembly.
AGCAAAACUACAACAACUGGCGGUUAAUAACACUAAUUAAGAUUGAUUUUAAGUAUUUUUCAAGAAUUGACAGAAUAAUCAACAUUCAAUACAUUAAAAGUUUAUAUAAAUGACGAGUAUUUUGGAUAAAAAUGUGUCGGACAGCGAUAAGAUUGAAAUUAUAACCCGGUUCAUACUCCACGCGCCGCCCGGCGAGUUCAGGGAAGUUGUUAACGACGUGCGCUUACUAUUAAACAACGACACCUUAUUGAAAGAACAGGCCUCCCGUGCAUUCGCGCAACACAUUAAGGAUCAAUUGACACCCGUUUCCCUACAAUCGGCCAAACUUCAGUCUUUGAUUACGGAAUACAAUGAGUUGGGUUCCGAUCGCUAUUACGACCCCCAAAGACGACAGUCUUUCAAAUACGACCACUUGAACGAAGACGUCUCUGACUACGAGCCCUGGAAACCCGACCCCUUAAGUGAGCCCUGGAGGGCAGCUCUGGACGAGGUUUGGCUCAAAUACUGUACCGAUCACUACCCCAACGGUGUUUGUGCUGUGUUUGGGUUCAGUAAAAACGGACAAAUCAGUCUCACGGCUUGUAUUGAAGGACAUACCUAUCAGCCCAAGAACUACUGCAACGGAAAGUGGCGUUCCGUAUGGAGUGUUGUGUUCGAGGGGUCGGGUUCUCGAGCGGAGCUGAAGGGAGCCAUCAAAGCGCAGGUCCACUACUAUGAAGACGGAAACGUUCAGUUCUUCAGCUCUAAAGACAUUCAAAAACAGAUUACGAUUUCUGUGAGUCUUUUGACGCGAUAUGAAAAUCGGAUCAAACCUUUUGUGUGCUUUCAGAAUGAGAAACAAACGGCAGAAGAGAUGAGACGUUUGGUGGAAGAGGCGGAGAGUGAGUACCAAACGGCUGUAUCGGACAACUACCGGACAAUGUCUGAGACCACUUUCAAAGCCCUCCGGCGGGCACUGCCGGUCAUACAGCAGAAGCUCGAUUGGAACCGAUUAACCGGUUAUAGCAUUGGAAAUGAAUUGAAACCUUUCAAAGUUUGA